This is a messenger RNA of Dentiscutata heterogama, 320 nucleotides long. NCBI's taxonomy places the organism in Eukaryota, Fungi, Glomeromycota, Glomeromycetes, Diversisporales, Gigasporaceae. The record is from the annotation of a GenBank genome assembly.
AGGUCAAGGUGUUCCAUUAGCAUGGUUAUUAACAGAAUCUCAAGACUCUGAAACAAUCAAGCUAUGGCUUCGUGCUUUGAAAGAGAAUGGUUGGAUUGACCCGAUAAAUAUAAUCUUGGAUAAUGAUGAUGCAGAAAUUAGUGCAAUCUGUGAUAUUUUUAUUACGUCAAAUAUUUUUUUAUGUUGGUGUCAUGUCAAAUACGCAUGGCAUAGUAUUUCUGAUAAAAGUGAGAUGAAUAAUGCUCUUAUUAAAUUUAAGCAAAAAUGGCAACAUACAGCUGCGAUACAAUAUUUUAAUGCUCAAUAUCGACGAAAAAAAG